Messenger RNA from Striga asiatica, 1285 nucleotides. The record is from the annotation of a GenBank genome assembly. Lineage: Eukaryota; Viridiplantae; Streptophyta; Magnoliopsida; Lamiales; Orobanchaceae.
CUUAUAUAUGGAGACUUUCUUCACCAAAAGCCAAAAAUCCGUGGUAACAACACGCUUUAUUCUCUAAUUCCACACAACUUUUAACACAAAAUCAAACGAGACAAACUAUACACUUACUAUAGUCUUUCUAUACACACGUUCAUACAGAAGAACACAACCACCAUAUAUGUAAAACCACAAGUACAAUUUUUCAAAGAAAAACAACUCAUUACCCACUCCCUUGCCUAUAUAUAACCUCACAUGAAAGAACCAAGUUCUUCACAUAACCAAAUUUAAAGUUUUUUUUUUCCAAGUUUCCAAAAUAUAUCUAACUCGAAAAAUUAAUCGCUCGAAAAUGGAGGGAAGCUGCGAAAUGACCUUUAUACCCACCGUGACUCCUUCACCUUCUCUCUCGUCCUCUCCGCCUCCUCAAACUUCGGUUGCAAGUCCUUGUGCCGCUUGUAGGAUUUUAAGGCGAAGGUGUGUCGAAAAAUGCGUGUUGGCUCCUUAUUUUCCGCCUAACGAUCCAAUGAAAUUCACCACGGCUCAUCGUGUUUUUGGAGCCAGCAAUAUCAUCAAGUUCUUGCAGGAACUUCCCGAGACACAGAGAGCCGAUGCAGUGAGUAGCCUAGUGUACGAGGCGAAUGCAAGGCUAAGAGAUCCCGUGUACGGAUGUGCGGGUGCAAUUUGCCAACUCCAAAAGCAAGUGGACGAGCUCCAGCUACAACUGGCGCAAGCACAAGCCGAGAUUCUCAACAUGCAAUGCCAAAACGCCAAUCUCAAUAUGGCCGUAAUCUACAUGGAAAUGUCGCGAUAUUCACGCUCAGAAGAUGAUAGUCAAUGGUCUAUCAAUAACUUUCUGAACGAAAACAGUGGUCUUGGACUUUUCUACGAUCGUACUCUCUGGACGUGAUUUGACUCAGAUCCUAGUAGAAUUGAGAUUAAUAUAGAUAAUAUAUAUUGAGUCACUAAAAAAAAUACAUUUGGUCCUAUUCAAAUGUAAUAUAGGAUGUAACACUAUGUUGUGGAAAUAUGAUUGAAUUAAAUGAGUUCUAGUGAUUAUGAUUAUUGAUAAGAUGCAUGAAGUCGACUAGUCUUUUUCCCCCUUUUUAUCAUUUGAGAAGGAGAAAUGUCAUUGUCCAAGUCCCACUCAUGUCUCAAUUUGUUCAACUUUGUGGUUACCUAAUGUUUUUACUUUUAAUUCAUGACAAUGAUGAUUAUUCCCAGCUAAAGAGUACCUCAUGUGAACAGAGGAUCAUGAUAUUAGCCUAAAUCUUCCGUUUUAAAUUAUUUAUUUAUUUUUGCU